AUGGCGUGUCUGAAGCAGCUCCGCUCACCGACGCGAGCUCUGUUGAAAACUUCCGGGGCGAGAUGCCUCCCUGGGCUUAGCCGCCUACCAUCUCCCAGUGCAACGAAGAAUCUGUGGGUGUCACAUCAAAGAUGGUUUGGUGAGACGCCAACGCCCUCCCCGGAAGACCGCGAGCGCGCGGCGAAGAAGCCCGAGGAGGCACCUUCUUCAGAGACUGGGACCCCGGAGGAUCCCAAAGAGCAGAAGAGCGAAAACAAGAGCAAGAGAGAUUCCGACGUCACCGAGUACAAAGUCUGUAUUACUCCGGAGGAUUUCUUCGACGUCUCCACGCUGCCAGUGCGAGCCGUCGUUCAUCGCAGCGCCCUUUGGUUCAUGAACUUCAUGUUCCCGCAGCUGGACCUGAAGUGGGGCCCUUUUGCCGAGGGCGCGGAGCAGGCGGUGCGCUGCGUCCACGAGCUUCUGGGCACAGAGAGCUUUGAGGAGCUCGAUGACCUGGUCACGCCGCAGCUUCUCCAGGAACUGCGAGACCAGAAGGGCCUCCAUGGCACAGAGAAGGAAGACUGGGCAGAGCCGCCCAGGCUAGAGUCCGUUGAUGUGAUGGCGCUGCUGACCUCACGCUCUUUGCAGGAAGAGGGUGCACCACCAGGGCUUGUCAUCACUCCCUUGAUCAAGGUGACGGAACGGUACCUCUACAAAGGCUCCGACAAACCUCGAGGUGUCAUCCGUCUUGUGAAGUGGGAGUUUGAGACCCGCAUCCUCAAUGACGGGGAGGGAGGGCCUGCUCAGUGGGGCUCCUCCGGAUGGCAAAUUCGACGUCUGGAAGAGCCAUGGUACCCUUGCCGCCGUUCACCCCUUCUGAUUAGUUCUUUUGUCAAGUGUCCGGCAGAGGAGUGCAUCUUGCUGCAAGUUCUGACCUGCGGCGCCAGACCUGCAAAGACGCUGCGAAAAACACUGCGCUCCCAUGUGGUGAUAAUCAUUCAAAUGGGUCGCAUCACCUGCCUGGAGUUCUGCGAGAAGAGCCAGAUGCUACUAAGCGCCGGCUUUGACAGCUACAUCGCCAUUUGGGAUCCAAGCGCUGGGACCCUCUCGUUCAAGCUGACGGGACACGAAUGCAGCGUCACGGGCCUGUGCAAGAUGCCCGAAACUGACUAUGAGUUCAUGAGUGUCGACUUUGACGGGGUUGUAAGGCUUUGGGAUGUGCGUCGACUUUGUUGCAUUCAGAGCUUUCAUGCGACCGACCGUCGAGCAGAGGAGGCUGGCGAGCUGGAGCGCCUUGAGCCUCGUGCCCUCUGCCCGCUCAGUCGCGACCGCGUGGUCAUCUCAGGUCGCAGGAUCGUCGUCUUUGACCGAGAUGCUGGCGACCCCAGGAUGACCUCCGACUGGCCCAUCAACGCUUUGGCGUUUGAUCACAGGAACUUGGAGAUUGUCACUCCCAUCAAGAAUGACUUGUACGUAUGGGAUGCUUUGACCGGCCAAAGGCUCCAGAUCCAUGACAAUGUCAUUGAUGCCAACAUCACGGCUAUCUGCUUUGGAGCCCGCGAGCGACGCAUCUUCGUCGGAGAUGACCAAGGGAGCAUCAACUGCAUCAAUGCCGCUUGUGGGGCGCAACUGAAAACGCUGACUCCCCAUGCCUAUGAGGUGGCGCAGAUCGAGUGCAUGCCCGGGAAAGUGCUGACGCUGUCCGCCCCGGAGAAGGUCAUCAACGUCCAUGAUGACACGGACGAGAAGAAGGCCAUCCUGCUGAAACGCAUCGAUGUCAGUGGUGCUGGGGUGAUCCUGAGGUUUGCGCAUGACGAGCGGGAGAUGCUCGUCAUCUCCACCGAGGAGGGAGAAGUGGGCUGGUACAGUGCUGAUUUUGCGAAGCAAAUCGCAGACACCAGCCAGUGCGCGGUGAAUCAUUCACAGGCCGUGUCCUGCUGCUACUACUUCAAGAACGCGCCUCUCAUUGUGUCCGCAGAUGCAGGCUCGGCGAUUUUCUGGUCUGUGCCUCCCCUAAGACCAUACGACUUCUUCUCGAAGAUCCUCCUCGAUGUCACCGGCGACGAGGAGACGACCGUGGCCAUCACAUCGAUGAGUCUUAGUUGGCCCGACGAGUGCCGACUCUUCGUGGGCACAGACCGUGGAGCUAUAGCAUCCAUCAACAUCUCCAUGGUUGUGGAGAGUGCCAAGCAGCAGCAAACCGAGAUCCUUCGGAGGAAGGAGUCUGGCGAAGCGGCGGAAGUCAUCUCUGGACGUAUUUUCGAUUCGCUGCCUCGGCCGGUAAACUCACCGGCCUACGUCUUCGGCUUGGAUAAUCUCUGGCUGGUGGAGAAGGCACAUGCCAUGAACGUGGAGCAGAUCUUCUUCUGCAGGCGCCAGCCUCCCGUGCUCCUCACGCUUGGCGGAGAGGCCUCUGUGCGACUCUGGGACCACGCCACCGGCCAAGCGCUGGGAACUCUGGAGCAGGGUCUUCCAGAGGGCCUCGUGUAUCAGCGCAGCACUGACUGGACCUUCCCUCUGGAUCCUCACCGUCAGAUCCAAUCCGACAUCGACACCUUGGCAGAGGCGGCAGAGUUAAACGAAGAGCCAGCCAAAGAGCCAGCCAAUGAUCCCACCCGGCGACCGAGCAGGACCUUAGGAGCCGACAGCUCGAUGUACUUGAAGGGGCAGACUGGUGAGAGGAUUCUGAAGCUCGUCCAGAAGAGGAAGAUCGACGGGUCGUUGAAUCGGUCGACUUCCACCCCCGACGUGGUCGGACAGUCGAGUGCCGGGUUGAAUUUGCUCGGGCCCGGCAAGGUGCGUGGACAGGACUACACCUCCGUUUCCGCCAAGUACUUGCAGCCACUCCAGCGGAAUCGCAUGACGCAGCAGAAGGCCGAGGACUGGUAUGCAGGCUCUGCGGCCGGCAGCGUAUCACUGCCAAAGCUUCAGAGCGGAAUGGCGAGGCCGACACUCUCAGAGACGAAGCAAGUUCUCGAUGCUGCACGAAAACUGGCCAUAGCUCUGGGAAGCUGUCGAAAUAGCAAGGAUGCGCGAUCCUGA
Molecule: messenger RNA, 3021 nt
Organism: Symbiodinium sp. CCMP2456
Lineage: Eukaryota; Dinophyceae; Suessiales; Symbiodiniaceae
Source: the annotation of a GenBank genome assembly